Arabis nemorensis is the source of this 1731-nucleotide messenger RNA. The record is from the annotation of a GenBank genome assembly. NCBI's taxonomy places the organism in Eukaryota, Viridiplantae, Streptophyta, Magnoliopsida, Brassicales, Brassicaceae.
AUGCAGAAGAUUCUGUGCAAGAGUUCUACUGUUUCAAACCCUGUUCUCUCUACUCCGGUUAGCUCUUUCGCCGCCGGUUUUAUCUCUCUUCAACCUUUCGUCAGUCCUACUUUUCUCUCUUCCUCACCGGCCAAACCUUUCUCUACUUCAGCUAUGCCGAUGAAGACAGCUUCAAUUUCUACCGGAGGUAGCACCGUCUUCUCUGCUUACUUACAGAGAAACCCUUUUCUCAGAAAACCGGUGAGGUCGCUCCGAUUCUCCACCGCUUGUUAUCCAUCUUGCCGGUGCGAAAUCGACGGUAGAAUCCGUAGUACGAGCCGGGCUUGGGUUGGUCGAAGCGGGUCGUGGCGUUCUUUGUUCUACUCUGAGUCUAAUGGUGGUGGUUCAAGCACUGUUAAUGCUGCUGGUGGAGCAGUCGUUGAAGGCUCUGACGGUGAAGAUGACGACGACGGUGAGAAAGAUGAAAAACCGGUGAGGAUGAGCCGGAGAAAUCGUGGUGAGUUAGCUGGUAAUCCAGAUUUGCUUAAGAUUCCUGGAGUGGGUUUAAGGAAUCAGAGAAAGCUUGUUGAUAAUGGAAUUGGAGAUGUUGCUGAGCUUAAGAAACUCUACAAAGAUAAGUUCUGGAAAGCAAGUCAUAAGAUGGUUGAUUAUCUUCGUAGCUCUGUUGGGAUUAUACAUAGAAACCAUGCGGAGAGUAUAACAACGUUUAUCAAAGAGAGUGUAGAUGAUGAGCUUAAGGAUUCUGGUUCUGACCCUAGUUUGAAUGCGAAGAAACGUUUGACUUUCUGUGUUGAAGGGAACAUUAGUGUUGGUAAAUCGACUUUUCUUCAGAGAAUAGCGAAUGAAACCAUUGAGCUACGUGACCUUGUUGAGAUUGUUCCUGAGCCAGUUGCUAAGUGGCAAGAUAUUGGACCUGACCAUUUCAAUAUAUUGGAUGCUUUCUACUCUGAGCCUCAGAGGUAUGCUUAUACUUUCCAGAACUAUGUGUUCGUCACUCGCCUGAUGCAGGAGAAAGAGUCUGCUUCUGGAGUUAAACCUCUCAGGUUGAUGGAACGGAGUGUCUUCAGUGACAGAAUGGUGUUUGUGCGAGCGGUUCAUGAAGCGAAAUGGAUGAGCGAGAUGGAGAUAAGCAUCUAUGACUCUUGGUUUGAUCCGGUCGUCUCUGCUUUACCUGGACUUGUUCCUGAUGGGUUUAUAUACUUGAGGGCGAGUCCCGACACUUGCCAUAAACGAAUGAUGCUAAGGAAACGAGCAGAAGAAGGCGGAGUCUCGCUGAAAUACCUUCAGGAUCUGCACGAGAAGCAUGAGAGCUGGCUCCUCCCCUUUGAGAGUGGAGACCACGGGGUAUUGUCUGUUAGUAAACCGUCUUUACACAUGGACAACACUCUGCAUCCUGAUAUAAAAGACCGCGUCUUUUACUUGGAAGGAAAUCAUAUGCAUUCUAGUAUUCAGAAGGUCCCUGCUCUGGUUUUGGACUGUGAACCCAAUAUCGACUUCACCCACGAUAUUGAAGCUAAAAGACAAUACGCACGCCAGGUUGCUGAGUUCUUUGAAUUUGUGAAGAAGAAGCAAGAAACUUCACAAGGAAACAACAGUCAGUCGCCGGUGCUGAUGCCUCCUCAUAAUGGAGGUCUCUGGAUGGCACCAGGAAGCAAUCAUGUCCCAGGAUUAGAACUCCCGUCUCUGGAUAUCAGGAAGGCGAUGUCGCACUUGACCAGACCUCCUGUGUGA